This is a messenger RNA of Sitophilus oryzae (rice weevil), 1803 nucleotides long. RefSeq names its product probable cysteine--tRNA ligase, mitochondrial (gene CysRS-m). NCBI's taxonomy places the organism in Eukaryota, Metazoa, Arthropoda, Insecta, Coleoptera, Curculionidae. The record is from RefSeq and is a predicted model, not a curated record. Gene Ontology annotation, molecular function: cysteine-tRNA ligase activity; ATP binding. Bases 77 to 1645 code for a protein of 522 amino acids. The transcript has a single exon. Gene Ontology annotation, biological process: cysteinyl-tRNA aminoacylation. Gene Ontology annotation, cellular component: cytoplasm.
AACCGUACUUUUUUAUUUUUAUGUUUUAUUUAUAAUCUGUUUAUAAUCAAGAUUUUUAAUUUCCUACGUUAGUGCGAUGUUAGUUGUAAAUAUGUUUAAUAAGAAUGUAAAAUGUUUGUUAAAUCUAUACAAAUUGAAAUUAAACAAAAGAUUCAAUCAUACAUGGAUACAGCCAGAAGGAUACAGAACACCCAUUAAAGUGUAUAAUUGUGUAACAAGACAAAAUGAACCGUUUAUAGUGAAAAAUAAGAAUUUUGUUACUUGGUACACAUGUGGCCCCACAGUAUAUGACUCUUCCCAUAUUGGACAUGCAGCUUGUUACGUUAGAUUAGACAUCAUCCAAAAGAUAUUAAAAACAUACUUUGGUUUAAACUUGGUUACUUGUAUGAACAUUACCGAUAUCGAUGAUAAAAUUAUACAGAAAUCUAUCGAAACAAAAACUCACUAUAAGGAGAUUGCUGAAAAAUAUGAAAAAGAAUUUUGGCAAGACUUAAAAACUGUAGGUAUAUCCAAACCAGACAUUGUCGUUCGAGUAACUGAAUAUAUUCCUUUGAUUAUUGACUUCAUUAAAAAAUUAGAACUUGAUGGAACAGCUUAUGUAGGAAAAGAUAAUUCAGUGUACUUUGAUGUUUCAAAAGGCUGUAAACAUUAUGGCAAAUUGCAAACAAUUACAGAUUCAUUACCAGAUAAAAGCAAUUUGUUCAAAAGGGCCCCAGCUGAUUUUGCUUUAUGGAAAAUUAGAAAAUCAGAAACAGAACCAUCUUAUCCAAGCCCUUGGGGCCAGGGAAGACCUGGCUGGCAUAUAGAAUGUUCCUCCUUAGCUUCCAUGAUUUUUGGCAACAAUAUUGAUGUUCAUGCUGGAGGGAUAGAUUUGAGAUUCCCACACCAUGAAAACGAGGAAGCCCAAAGUUGUUCCUUCCAUGGAAACAAUCAGUGGGUCAAUUACUGGAUUCACACUGGACAUUUACAUUUAAAAGAUUCAGUUAAAAUGAGCAAAAGCCUAAAAAAUACAAUUUCCAUUAAGGAUGCUUUGGAAGACAGAACUAGUGAUGUUUUUCGCUUUUUAUGUGCCACGUCUCACUACAGUCAACCGAUAGAGUAUAGUGAUGAAUUAUUAGAUACAGCAGCUAAUUUACUAAAGAUAUUCAAGAACUUCAUAAACAUGUGUGAUGAAAUAGAGAAAGGACUUAUUAAAGUUUCUUUAGACAAUACAAUUUUAAACAAUGUAAUAGCACACUCUAUUUGUGAAAUUGACAAAGCAUUAUGUGAUAAUUUUAAUACUCCAAGAGUUGUGCAAUUGCUUAGUCAAAAUGUGACGAAAAUUAACACCAUGAUACAUGUUAGUGAUAAGUCUCAAGUGUAUUUGGACAAAAAUUUUCAUUUGCUUUUAGCUUUCAAGAAUAUAGUAUGCUCUACAUUAAGUUUAUUUGGCAUAGAUUUUAAGGGUGAUAUUCAGACAGCAAAUGAAACACAUUCAACAGAUGUAAUAGAACUAUUAGUGAAAUUUAGACAAAAUAUAAGACUAAUAGGAUUAGAAAAUAAAAAUGUAGAACUUUUAAAAUUGUGUGAUAGUGUUAGGGACAAUUUAAACAAACAAGGAGUUAUGGUAAAAGACCAUGGAAAUGUAUCUUCGUGGAGUAUGUAGAUGAUUAAAACUAUUUUAGUGCUUAUAUUUUAUAUUUAUCUAUAAAGAUAUAAAAAAUUCAAUAAUUUAAUAUUUCUGCUCUUCUAAAAUAUCCAAAAUACUGACACUAAUUUACAAGAUAUAUUCUGUUAUAACAUAAAUCUUGAUUUAUUUUUAAU